AUGCUUUUCGGUUGUUGUAAUUGCAGGGAAGAGAUCCCAGCUCCACCUUCAGGAGGUGACGCUCAUGCUAACCUCAUGGCGGCGAUUCGCCAGGCAGGAGGUGCGGGCAGAGCCAAGCUGAAAGCUGCAGAUAAUAUAUCAGAAAAGGGGGCAACCAGUAGUAUCUCGAAGCCAGGUGGGGACCUAAUGGCCGAUCUCCACGCCAAGUUAUCGAUGCGUCGCCGCGGGAUAUCUGGUGCCGAAAGAGCGUCAGGUGGCACAGUUCUUCAUACUCUUGCCAGCAUCAUCCCCGAACCAGAGGAACAGUCUGAUCCACAACAGUCUUCGAGUGAUGAGGAUUGGAAGUGA
Molecule: messenger RNA, 348 nt
Organism: Pieris macdunnoughi
Lineage: Eukaryota; Metazoa; Arthropoda; Insecta; Lepidoptera; Pieridae
Source: the annotation of a GenBank genome assembly